Messenger RNA from Ruditapes philippinarum (Manila clam), 1698 nucleotides. Its product is annotated as heat shock 70 kDa protein 12B-like. The transcript is spliced from 5 exons. The coding region runs from base 152 to 1678 and encodes 508 amino acids. Gene Ontology annotation, molecular function: ATP binding; ATP-dependent protein folding chaperone. The record is from RefSeq and is a predicted model, not a curated record. NCBI's taxonomy places the organism in Eukaryota, Metazoa, Mollusca, Bivalvia, Venerida, Veneridae.
UUUUCGAUGAAUUUUGACUGAUCUUGUUAAAUUGCGUUGUUUAUGAACAAUUUCUAUAGGAAAACAUUUAUAAGUGAUAUUUUUUAUUCUUUUUUUUAAUGCUCUAUGCGCAAUCAUUUAGUUUUGUCAAAUUUUCUACCUUGGAUUUAAAAUGGACUGCUCAAUCAUUAUUGCUUCGGUGAUCGUAUUACAUCUAAUAGUCGCCGAAGGCCGAGAUGAGUUCAGUAAUAAUGAUGUCAAUUGUUCGAGUGAUGAAGACACGCCUUUGAUAGUUGCCGCGUUUGAAUUUGGGACAGCAUACAGUGGCUAUGCAUUUUCUGUCCGGGGCGAUAAACCAACAGAUAUUCGAGCAAGUCAAGAUUGGACUUAUGGACAUCGUGUGCCAAGCAAGACAGCAACUAGUGUGCUUCUCAAUCCUAGUAAAGAGUUCGAUUCAUUUGGGUUCGAGGCUGAAGAUAAAUAUUUAGGUCUGACCGAGAAGGAAAAACAUCACGGCUGGCUUCUUUUUAGAAGAUUCAGGAUUAUUCUUCACAAUAAGAAGGAUUUAACAAGAAAUACGAGUAUAGAAGACAUAAAUGGUGUGUCAAUGCCUGCCAGGACGAUCUUUGCCAUGUCAAUUCGCUACCUUAGAAACCAUCUGUUGAAACGCCUGGAAAAAGAAGAGCCAUGGGUCAAAGAGAGUGAUAUAAAGUAUAUAUUGACAGUGCCUGCUAUAUGGAAAGAAAACGCCAAACAAUUCAUGCGUGAAGCAGCGGUUGAGGCUGGAAUAAAGACUUCCAAUCUGAUACUAGCAUUAGAGCCUGAGGCCGCUUCUAUUUGGUGUCAAAUUGCAACAGAUGAGGCAAGGACUAUGUUAUCUAAAGCAGGGACACAGUAUAUGGUGAUUGAUCUUGGAGGAAGUUUUGUAGAUAUAUCUGUACAUGAAAAGCAAAUUGAUGGAUCAGUAAAAGAGAUACAUAAGCCUAGUGGAGGAUCGUUUGGUGGAACUCAAAUUGACGACAACUUCUUGCAAUGGCUUACAAAAUUAUUUGGCAAAUCUACCAUGGAAAAUUUUAAAAGUGAGAACAUGUUAACUUAUAUAAAUUUGCUUCGUGAUAUCGAGAUAAAGAAAAAACUCAUGCGACCAGACAAUAAAAGCAUUGCGUUUUAUUUUGGUAAUAGGCUUUUACAAUUAUAUAAAGAAAACGAGGAUAUACCAAUCGAGGAGAAGGCUGCUGCUCUUGGACUUGAGCAUAAAUUAAAACUUUAUUCAGACAAGCUUACAGUAGACGCUUCUGUUAUCAAGGAGUGGUUUGAUUCGCCAAUACGAAAGAUGAUAUCACAUGUAAAAGAUAUUCUUGCUGAGCCAAAUAUGAAAAAUGUAAAAAUUAUUCUGUUAGUUGGAGGGCUUAGUGAAAGUGACAUAGUUUAUGAAACAAUGCGUGAAAACUUUCAAAAACCCUUCACAAUCAUAAGGCCACCUGAGGCAAGUUUAGCUAUUCUUAAAGGAGCGGUAAGUAUUGGUCACCCACCGGCUACAAUAGGUUGCAGAAUAAUCACUUACAAACGCGGAUUGAUGAACGAUUUUGAUAAGAGUAUAAAUCAUUUCUUUUUAUCAUUUUACCUAUUUUUAUUUUAUUUUAUUUUGAAGUUUAUAUUUAUUUUUUGUCUUCAUAUAUUUUAUUUUCGUCGUCAUUAGGUAAAUAUAGGUCGAGGGAG